AUGAGUAGUGAGCUGCCUACUUUGUACAACGAAUGGAAGCCUGCUGUUGAUCUGGCUGCUAUUGAUUGUGCUGAUGAAAGCAACAGAAAAGUGUGCACCAAUUUCGGCAUUACCGGAUAUCCCGCUCUGAAGGGAACAGCGUACGCUAUUCUGUGUCAGCCGCGACACAAAGAUACACACUUGAGGUUAUGUUUAGUGGUUGUGCGCCCUCACUCCUCUUUCUGCUCCUCCAUCAGACUUAAUGAAGCUCGUACCUUUUACUCAUACGCCCUCCAGAGGUUGCCAGGGGUAGUGCGGACAGGCAAACCCCAGAUUCCCAUCACUGAUCUUAUCAAGAACUCAACUCUACAGGACUGGAGGCCAUUUAACAAGACACGCGUUUAUAUGUCUGAUUUGGAAUCAGCGCUGCAUUACUCUCUGCGUGUGGAGCUGUCUGGACAUAUCAGCAUCAGUGGAGAUGAUCUGAUUGCACUCAAAAAGUACAUAAAUGUACUGGCUAAGUAUUUCCCAGGUCGUCCAUCUGUAAAGAGUGCACUGAACACGGUGGACAGCUGGUUACAACUACAGAAGGGGUUGGAGAUCAAAUACAGUGAUUUUAGAGAUGUCCUGGACAACACUGUACAGACGAGUGACGCGGUGUUGCCUGAGGGUGUACAGUGGGUGGGCUGCCAGGGAUCUCAAGCCCAUUUCCGUGGAUAUCCCUGCGCUGUUUGGACCCUCUUCCAUGUGCUCUCGGUGCAGGCUAAAGAAAUGUCCAGCCCAGACCCUCAGGACGUGUUGCAGGCGAUGAGAAGUUAUGUCAGCAGCUUUUUCGGGUGCAGGUCAUGUGCAACUCACUUUGAAAGUAUGGCCCAAGAGAGCAUGGAUCAUGUGACCUCGCUGUCCACCGCUGUCCUUUGGCUUUGGUCUCACCACAACCGGGUCAACAACCGUCUGGCAGGAGAACUCAGCGAGGACCCACAUUUCCCUAAGAUUCAGUGGCCGUCUCCGGAGUUGUGUCCUAGCUGUCAUGGUUUAAAGAAGACCGGUGAGCACAACUGGAACCAAGAAGAGGUGCUGACCUUCCUCCGAAACUACUUUUCUUCUGGUCACAUUCUAACAGACUACCUGCAGGACGAGACCCAGGCUCUCAUCUAUCAGAGAAACCGACUCACGGCAGCUCGGAUGGAGAAAGAAGCCGGACGCGGUGUAGAAAGGAGAGCUCGAGAGGUUCUGGACAGCCACCCUGCCGAAGAGCCUCAAGAAGAAGAAGAGCAGCAGCAGGAGGAGGAGGAGGAGGAGGAAGAACCAGCACUGGAGGAGCAAGCUGGUGAGCCGUACCCUGCGGGGUUAGACAGAAUGGGGGUGGCUGAAGCAGACAAGGCUGAUAACCAGGCGCCUUGGGAGAAGCCACAGCGGCCACAGUCCCAACAAAAACCAAAAAUUGUGGGAAUGAAAUUACGGGAGCCCCAGGAAGACAUAGUAGACCUGGAUUUAUUUGUCAACCAACACUAUAAAGCCAAAGCCCUCCGAGCUGCAGCCAUGUCUGGCGUAGUGCGACGGAGGAGUCUGAAGAAGGAGGAGGAUGUGGAAGACCUCCAGUUUGAGGGAGGCUGGAGGGUGAAGCGAGAUCUGGGAAGCCUGGAAGAGAACCUCGGUGCUGGGGUCGGGAUAGAGCCGUACCCCAGACCCCAAAGCAAGCGCUGGACGUCCCUGCUCAGCGUGGGAUUCUCCAGGCUGGAUGUGAGCCUGUGUGUCCUGCUGUAUCUCCUCUCCACCAUGUGUCUGCUCGCCAUGUACCUGUAUUUCAAACUGAGGAAAAAGCUGCGACGUGCUAAAGUGUCUCUUCCCUAGAGCAUCGCUCCAGUGCAAACUUUUACUUUUUAGCAGGAAUGACCAACUCUUACAAUCUGUGGCUACUAGAGAAACCGUCAGCUUCAGCACCAAAGUAUUGACGCACAGAAAUCGAGAGUUUACAAAGAACUGUUUUUAAUUUGAUGGUAAUUAAUUUUGUUUUACAGACCCUACACUUGUCUGCUUGUGGUCUGUUUUUUUUUUUUUUUUUUAACUCCUGUGAGGUUUUUUUAAGCAUCUAGUGAUGGAAAAAUUAUAAUCGUAAUUUAUGUCUUUUAUUUGUUUAUCGUACAAAAACAUAAUUCUAAAACAUUUUAUUGCAUUCAUAAAAGCACCAACCAUUUUGUAUAAUUUCCGUAAAACAAAAUGAAGAUAUAAGAAAUACUUUAUCACAAUAACAUAGCAUCUUUAACAUGACCUUUUUUUAAGUAAAAUAAUUAAAUGCAUAUUUUUUGGAAUUUGGAACCCAAUUAACUCUUACCAUGGUUAUCAUAAUGAAAAUAUCUGUGUGUUUAAUUCUUUUAAUUUCACUGUGAUUUUACUGCCUGUCCAUUCACUGUGCCUUUCUGAUCAAAUAUUUGAUUUUGUCA
Molecule: messenger RNA, 2423 nt
Organism: Sinocyclocheilus grahami
Lineage: Eukaryota; Metazoa; Chordata; Actinopteri; Cypriniformes; Cyprinidae
Product: sulfhydryl oxidase 1-like
Exons: 9
Coding region: 1-1833 (610 amino acids)
Biological process (GO): protein folding
Cellular component (GO): Golgi membrane
Molecular function (GO): flavin-dependent sulfhydryl oxidase activity; protein disulfide isomerase activity
Source: RefSeq, a predicted model, not a curated record